Nematocida parisii ERTm1 is the source of this 1746-nucleotide messenger RNA. RefSeq lists its product as uncharacterized. The record is from RefSeq and is a predicted model, not a curated record. Bases 1 to 1692 code for a protein of 563 amino acids. NCBI's taxonomy places the organism in Eukaryota, Fungi, Microsporidia. The transcript has a single exon.
AUGAGCGUGCUUGUAAAGAAUAGUAUAAAGGCCAUUUCAAAUGGCUCUCUGUUAGAAUCAACAUUAUGGGGGAUAUUCUUGCCUCUUAGCAUUAUUGUUGAGAUGUUUAUAUUACCGUUCACUUUAACACUAUUCAGUGCACUGAGGAAAGCCAGGAAGUUCGGCCGAGUUAGAGAAGUUAUAGUGUGCACCAAUGAGACAUACAACAGCCCAGACAAAGCAGUCAAAAAUCUUAAGGAUGCAUUUGAUAAUAUUUUAGCAAGAAUAACUGAUUUUAUUCAACUGCAUAUACUGCGUCAGAAGCCCAAGGCUGCUAAAGCAGCAGGAAAGUCCUCUUCUGAAAAGGAUGAGAAAAAGAAAGUGGUUAAAACCUACAAAAAGCCAGGAAAACGAGGAGAUUAUAUUAAAAGCUGGGUUGUAACUAUUUGCGAUAUAAUUGAAAAGGGGUAUGAGUUUAUAUUUGAACAUAUACUGCGCCAUCUGGUUAUGAUGCUAGAGUAUGCAGUGUUUUCCGUGUUUGUUAUAUCUAUUGUUACAAUUAACGUGAUCUGCUACUUAGCACAGUGUGUCCUUAAUAUUAUAAAAGGAGGAGCAAAGAAGAUUCCAAUAAUAGGAGACUUGAUUAAAGAAAUCCCAGACGUAUCGAUCCUACUCAGCAAUAUUUCCAAGGAUGUUAUAAAUAUCAUAAACCCAGAACUGAAGAAAGAACAAAUUGCAAUCCGAACAAAACAAUUCGAAGAGUACAAAAAUGUAGUUGAGCCAAUAGGUAAAAUACUAUCAUCAUAUAUUAGUUUGUGCAUAUUUAUUCUGUCAAAUUUAAUUUGCAUUUUCAUUAGGGCAUUCAUGGAAUUUGGUAAAAAAAUAUCUGACAAAAAUAAUUACACAGUAUUUACAGUGGGUAUUUUAUCAAUUAUAGCGGUGAUAUUCACCAUUAUAUCUCCAAAAUUCAUAAACCCCCAGGACUUCUCUAUAAUUGCACUGUCUAAGCCGCUGUGGUUUAUUUCUGGAGGGAUCUGUAUAUGGGUUUCCCUAUUCUUUGUAGCAGCUGCAUGCAUUGCGGGAUUGCACUUCAAGUCUUCUAUGGGCGGAAAGAAGUACACAAAGAAGGAAUUAACAAACAUUGCAGUAUAUGAGAGAGAAAGAUUUGGAUUUGCAAUUGCCAAGGUUCUUAUAGGAUCUGCAGUGUUCUUUGGGCUUGGUGCACUCGGGAAUGUUCUUGUAGGAGGGCCAGAAGCCAUGUUCAUAACUAUCCCAGUGAUUUUAUUCUAUACUACAAUAAUAUCUGUAAUGUAUGACAUGCGAAGUAUUCUGUACAAAAUAACAGUGAGCCAGAUUGAGCAGCUUAAGAGUAUUUUAGUGCUAAUACUGACUAUAUCAGUGUACUUCUCAACACGAGUACAGAGACUGCCGUACUUACCCCACUCUCUGCUGGCUGUAACUCUAGCUGUGGUUUUCCUGCCGACUCCUGCACAUAAGGAUACUUUAUUGGCAAUAAACAACAAAGUAUUACGGACCGAGCAAAUAAUAUACUUCAGCAUACGCCUGGCUAUUAUAGCAGGAAUACUAAUUGCAAUAACACCAAGUGCGCCUACAAUUAUAUUUAGGCCCUUUAUAUAUGUUAGACUAGUGCUUAAUCUGAUUAUGGAGUAUUUUGCAUCAACUGGCAGAGCAUACGUCUUUGAUACUGUGUAGAGCCGCACUUUGCUAUAUGGCAGGGAUUGUUCAAGAUUAAUAAUAAAAACAGCA